AUGGUAUCAGAGCUACAACGGUUAACACCUUGCGCUAGUACGCUUUCACGGCCCCCCUCCCCCCUUGCACUCACGCACGUUCCCGAGCCUCCCCCGCACGAGUUACGAUCGGCAGCCCGCUCCCUCCCCCCUCCCCUCUCCUCCCUCACUGCGGUGCAUUCCGCCGACGAGGGCGGACGCGACCACCGCGGCGAAUUCCGCCUACGAGGGCGGACGCGACCACCGCGGCGGAUUCCGCCGACGAGGGCGGACGCGACCACCGCGGCGGAUUCCGCCGACGAGGGCGGACGCGACCACCGCGGCGGAUUUCCGCUGACGGACGCGCUACCGCAGGUGACGAGGCGCAUCCGCGGACGGACGCACACCCACGGGCGACGAGGCACAUCCGCGGACGGACGCGCACCCGCGGGCGACGAGGCGCAUCCGCGGACGGACGCGCACCCGCGGGCGACGAGGCGCAUCCGCGGACGGACGCGCACCCGCGGGCGACGAGGCGCAUCCGCGGACGGACGCGCACCCGCGGGCGUCGAGGCGCAUCCGCGGACGGACGCGCACCCGCGGGCGACGAGGCGCAUCCGCGGACGGACGCGCACCCGCGGGCGUCGAGGCGCAUCCGCGGACGGACGCGCACCCGCGGGCGACGAGGCGCAUCCGCGGACGGACGCGCACCCGCGGGCGUCGAGGCGCAUCCGCGGACGGACGCGCACCCGCGGGCGACGAGGCGCAUCCGCGGACGGACGCGCACCCGCGGGCGUCGAGGCGCAUCCGCGGACGGACGCGCACCCGCGGGCGACGAGGCGCAUCCGCGGACGGACGCGCACCCGCGGGCGACGAGGCGCAUCCGCGGACGGACGCGCACCCGCGGGCGACGAGGCGCAUCCGCGGGCGGACGCGCACCCGCGAGCGACGAGGCGCAUCCGCGGACGGACGCGCACCCGCGAACGGACGCGCACCCGCGGGCCACGAGGCGCAAUCACGGGCGACACAAACGCAGCUGCGAGUAACCCGGCGCCACCAUACCCGGUGUCGUCACCCCCUCCCCUCCUCCUCCUCAUGGCGGACGACUCCACUCCCAUCGAGCUCGGAGCCAUUGACAAGCUCGAACUUCUCCAUGACACCACGGCCGUAAACUGGGCGUCGUUUGAAGAUACGCUUCACACACACCUUGGCUCCGUCAUCAUUCAAGAUUAUUGCCUUCUUGAUGUCGUCCUCGAGCACCCUAAUGGCCUCCCACCUGUACUCCCCCCUCCCCUUGAACCUCCUCCCCCUGAUGCCCCUCGUCCACCCGAGCCUCUUCCCGACCCCCCGCGUGCCCCAGUUCAUGAUGACAACCCGGAUCGCUGGGGGGCCAACCUGAACACUUACAACAGGCUUCGCGACACUUACACCCUCCAGCGUGAGGCGCACCGUGUUGCGGAAGCAGCACACGCUGAUGCUACUGCACGCCUCCUCUCCUACGCUCAACACGAAAAAGACUAUGCUGAGGAGCUUCGCAAGAUCCACAAGGAUGUUGCAGCAUGGCGCAUUGCUGAUCGUCGUGCACUCGCCAUCAUCUUCUCCUGCAUCCCCUCCCACCUCAAACGCGACCUUCGUCCCACCUCCUCCUCUGGACUCUGGAAAACCCUCUCUACUCAGUACGAUCGUCAGGACCUUCGCUCCCUCCUCGCCCUCUUCCGCAAAUUCCAAGACAUCACCCUUGACUCCUCCCCCACUGCUGCUGCCUACACCCGUCGCCUCAUUGACACUGCGCAACGCCUCAAUGACCGCGGCAUUGUCAUCUCUGAGUCCCUUCUUACUGCACGCAUCCUUGACUGCCUCCCUCCCACAUAUGACACCUACCGCAUCACCUUCACCUCUCGCUACCGUCAUCCUCCUCCUGUGGCUGACACCAUCGACAUCUCCCAUCUCACAUCCUUCAACAAGUUCAGCAUCUUCUCCCCUCCACUCCCACCACACCCACUCCUCCCCCAUCCACACCUCCGCCUCAAGCCCCUCCCCCUCACUACCCUCCACCCUAUGCUGGCUGGCCUUACUCUCCUUACCCACCUCCUGGAUAUGGUCAUGCACCUAUUGGACCUGCUACCACUCCUGCUGAACCACCAUCCUCCUCCUCCAACCCUCCUGGCUUUACUCCAUUCCCCUCUGCUGGAUUCAUAG
Messenger RNA from Closterium sp. NIES-65, 2157 nucleotides. The record is from the annotation of a GenBank genome assembly. NCBI's taxonomy places the organism in Eukaryota, Viridiplantae, Streptophyta, Zygnematophyceae, Desmidiales, Closteriaceae.